Messenger RNA from Rotaria sp. Silwood1, 1650 nucleotides. NCBI's taxonomy places the organism in Eukaryota, Metazoa, Rotifera, Eurotatoria, Philodinida, Philodinidae. The record is from the annotation of a GenBank genome assembly.
AUGGGACAAAUAUUACCCUUUAAACUAGAUAUAUUAUUAUUAUUAACAGGGCUUUUUAUCUUGGUAUUUACUUCGUUAGUAAUAGGUGUUAUUGCACAUUUCUUUUAUUGGAUUAUAUAUGACUUGUUUGGUCAUGCUGAAAAACGAGCUAAGCGAAAGUUAAAAUGUAUAAACGAUCAAAAAGAUGAUGAAUACUAUGCAAUUAUUAUCGGUGCUGGAUUUUCUGGUCUUGGUACCGCAAUUAAAAUGAAUGAGCUUGGAGUGGAUAAUUACAUUAUAAUUGAACGACAUGGACAUGUCGGUGGAACUUGGUAUGCUAAUCAAUACCCAGGUUGUACAUGUGAUGUUCCGUCAUAUCUUUAUUCAUUUUCAUUUGAACUUAAUCCAAAAUGGUCACAUUAUCUUAGUCGACAACCUGAAAUAGCUGAAUAUCUUGAAUAUUGUACAGAUAAAUAUGAUAUUCGUCAACAUAUUCAUUUUAAUACUAAUGUUACACAAUUGAAAUGGAUUGAAGAAAGACAAUCAUGGCAAGUCACAACUGAAUCAAAUAGCGAAGAAAACAUUCUCUAUGCUCGAUCGAUUGUUCUUGGUUCUGGACUAUUGUCAAAUGCUUCUUAUCCAAGUGAUAUUCCUGGUAUUGAUAAAUUUCAAGGUCAAAUGUGUCAUACAGCUGAAUGGAAUAAACAGAUUGCUUUUAAAAAUAAACAUGUAGCUGUUGUUGGUACUGGUGCAAGUGAUAUUCAAGCAGUUCCUGAAAUUCAAAAGAUGAAUAUAUCAAAAUUACUUGUUUUUCAACGAACUCCACCAUGGAUUAUUCCUCGUAUCGAUCGACCAAUUAGUGACUGGCAAAAAAAUCUAUUAAAACGUGUUCCGAUCAUUCUAAAAUUCUUGCGUCUUUUCGUUUAUUGGAUAUAUGAACCUAUUGCACUUUCAUUUGCUUAUCGAUGGCCAUUAAAAUUUAUAAUUGAAAAAUUAGUUAAAUAUAAUCUUGAAAGACAGGUAAAAGAUGUAGAAUUAAGAAAAAAAGUAACACCUUCAUGGGAAUUCGGAUGUAAACGUAUGCUAAUAACAAAUGAUUGGUAUCCAACAUUACAAAAACCAAAUGUGGAACUUGUAACAGACCGUAUUCAAGAGAUCAAAUCACAUUCGAUUAUUACUCGAAAUGGAGAUGAAUAUCCAGUUGAUAUUAUUAUUUGGUCAACUGGAUUUCAACCACAAGAAUUUCCAUUGCCUGUUUAUGGAAUAAAUGGUUGUUCAUUAGCCGAACAAUGGUCUGAAACAAUACAAGCAUAUCGUGGUGUAACUGUACCUAAUUUUCCAAAUCUUUUUAUACUUCUUGGUCCAAAUACAGCUCUUGGUCAUAAUUCAGUUGUAAUUAUGAUUGAAUCACAAAUUAAUUAUAUAGCUGAAGCUUUACUUUACAUGGAUCAAAAUAAUAUACGAUCGAUUGAAAUAAAAGAAAGCGUACAUGAGCAGUAUAAUAAAGAUUUACAAUCACGAUUAAAGAGAACAGUAUGGCAAAAAGGAGGUUGUCAUUCAUGGUAUCAAGAUGCUAAAGGUAAUAAUACUACUCUGUGGCCUGAUUUCACAUGGCUUUAUAUAUGUUUAAUGAAAAAUUUUGAUUAUGAAAAUUAUAUUUGCCGAACAUAA